Xiphias gladius (swordfish) is the source of this 4461-nucleotide messenger RNA. Its product is annotated as rho GTPase-activating protein 20-like. Bases 23 to 3460 code for a protein of 1145 amino acids. Gene Ontology annotation, molecular function: GTPase activator activity. Gene Ontology annotation, biological process: signal transduction; regulation of Rho protein signal transduction. The record is from RefSeq and is a predicted model, not a curated record. The transcript is spliced from 16 exons. Lineage: Eukaryota; Metazoa; Chordata; Actinopteri; Istiophoriformes; Xiphiidae.
GGACAGCUGGACAGUGAGCCGGAUGGACAAGAUGUCUCCACAACAGCAACAGGACAGCCUGAGCCGAGGCGGUGGACAACAGGAAAACAAACGGCGCAUGAAGUCUCAGAGUUAUCGGCGUCAGUCUGCCCCGUCGCUGGUCAUCACCAAGGCUCUCACCAGGUCCAAGACUCUCUCCAGAGAGAGCUUCCUGAUUCCUGUGUGUCCAGAGACCUGCCCACUGGUCCAGUCCUUCCUCACCGGCUCCGACAGGUCGUUUCUUCUCCACGGACAUGCUCAGCUGAAGACGGGGAUGCAGACUCAAGACAGAAACCUCUUCCUGUUCAAUGACAUCCUGGUUAUCGCCAAAGCCAAGUCAGCCAACCACUUCAAGCAGAAGGCCCAGGUGCGUGUGUGCGAGAUGUGGACGGCGGGCUGCAUGGACGAAGUGUGUGAGGGAAGCACCAGCCCGGAGAGGAGCUUCGUCAUGGGCUGGCCCACCUGCAAUUGUGUCGCUACGUUUAGCUCAGCAGAGCAGAAAGAGAGAUGGCUCUCCCUUCUCAAAAGUCGGAUAAAAGAAGAGAAAGAGAAGGAGGAACCUAAAACUAUUCCUCUGAGAGUGUACGGGAAGGGAAUCAAUACUUUUGCUGUUACCAAGACGCUCCCCGUCAGCAACUCGGAUUCGACCAAUGAGGUGAUCCGCCUGGCUCUGCAGCAGUUCAGCGUCAUAGGAAAUGUGAAAGACUUCCAGUUGUGGGUCAUCUCCAAGAGGGACAACGCCCCCUAUCCUCUAAUAGGUCAUGAGUUUCCCUUCAGUAUCCAGAUGAGUCAUGCGAGACACACCGUGUCUCAGGGAGGCAGGGACGCUGCUGCAACGCCUGGGGACAGAGAGAAGGCCAGGCAGGCGGAGCAGCUGCAGGUGUACAAGCAGUGCCACUUCAUCUUGAAGCCACGGCCCAUCGGAACGCUGCAACAGCACGUGUCUGCAGACUUGUCUCAGAAGCCCUUUAAAAGGAGGCGUUCCCUCAUCACCUGGGCCUUCUGGCGAGGCUCCUCCUCUCACCUGAAUGAGCUGUCCCUCGCUGGCGCGUCCCGCGGCUGCCUCUUCGGCCAGCCACUCAGCUCUGUUUGCGUAGAGGAGGCUCUGCCAAAGGCGGUCAUGGACAUGUUGGCGUUUCUGUACCACGAGGGUUCAUGGACACGGGGGAUCUUUCGUCGGCCGGCGGGGGCCCGGGCGGUCCGGGAGCUGCGGGACUCUCUGGAUGCCGGGGAGAUUCGACUUCCUCUGACACGCGACCACGUCUUUAUCAUAGCUGGUGUCUUUAAGGAUUUCUUGCGCAGCAUCCCAGGCAGCUUGCUGUGUUGUGAGCUGCAUGAAGAAUGGAUGGAUGUUCUGGAGGAAGAGGAGGAGGAAGAACAGGUGCAGGAAAUACAGAGGAUGAUUUGUCGGUUGCCCAAAGAAAACACCCUGCUGCUGCGCUACCUGUUGGCCGUACUGCGCGGUAUCCAGGGAAACGCCCACGAGAACCAAAUGACGAGUUUCAACUUAUCAGUGUGCAUUGCUCCCAGCAUGCUUUGGCCUCCCGGAGCGCCUUGUAGCCCUGAGGUGGAGGGAGAAGGAACUAAGAAGGUUUGUGAGCUGGUGAAGUUUAUGAUUGAACACUGUCAGCAGAUUCUAGGAGAGGAUCCCACCUCUCUGUUUGGAGGGCCGCCGCAAAGACUCAACACUGAACAGACAGGAUCAGACUCCUGGAUGUAUCCUCUGACUGACUCAUCCUAUGACAGUCUGGAGAACGAGUUAGACAACAGCAGUGGUGAGUCACCCGCUUUCAGCAGCAGAAGUCACAUUCAAUCCAAACCACUUCGGGGCAGUCUGGACUCCAUCCUCACAUUUAGCGACUUCGACCAAGACACAGACCCAGAUAUACACCAAACCCAAACCAAAAGUCUGCAUGGUCAGAAGUUAAACCCACUGGGGAGAACCAGAGGCUGGAGACAGGACCCAGACCUCCCCAGCCAGGAUGCACCAACCAUGGACACCUCCUCCACCCUGGACUCCCUGUCCCUGGAGGGGCAGCAUAGACAGAGGCGGCGCUCGGAGCCGGCCAUAGCAUACGUGGCCAAGUUUCGGCCAUGUGUUUCAGGAAGCACUGAUGGUCUCACUGGUGAGGAUGAGGAGGGUGAAGAAGAGCUUUCCAAGAAGCUUAGCAGCCACACACUUGCUCACACACACUCCAGAGGUCAGCCCAGGAGCAGAGGAGGCGAGUCCAGGUUAAAAAUGCCUGGUAGGACAUCAGCAGCUCUGGGAGAAAGCUCCUCCAGCCUCUCCUCCAACCCCACUUCCCCUGCAGCAACACGCUCCUCCCUGGACUCCCUUGACUCCCUAAGCAGUGACCACACUUGGGCGACCAGACGGGGGCUUGACCCAACCAAGACACACCUGCCCUCAAGCAGUACUUCCGGAUCACUUUCCACCUCUGUCCCAUCUACACCAUUCACCACGAGCUGUGCUCUGACCGCCAGUGGAUCUCCAGACUUGAGGACAAGUCCACAAGGCUCCCCAUCCAAAGAACCACUCAACUGGGGGACUUUAAAAGGCUGCAGGGGCCUCCACCCAAACUCUUGGCUGAGGAAAGACCGAAGACUGUCACUAACCCAACAAGACCACUUAGAGAAAGAGGAGGAGGACAAGACUGGGGGGGGACCCACUGAUAAGUUGCUCACACUUGGGAAAUUCGUCCCAGAGAAAGGAAGGGGAGGAGGAACCCAACAAAAGCCCAAAAUAUCCUGCAGAGCCACAAAAGAUGCAGGAGGAGGGGGCCAUGUGAGGGGGAAGCCUGGCCAUGAGCCCCGACAUUUUGUAAAGGACUUAUCCAGCCCCCCAUCUCACCACCGCUCUACGGGGAGCCUCCAGUUCCCCAAAUCACCCUGGUUCCAUUCCUCAGACUCCCCGCUAACAGUUAGGCAGCUCAGCAACAGCCACACCAAUACUACAGGUGACAUCACCAACCGGAGGCAUGCAGCAGAAAGUGAACUGAAUGAGCUGAAGCAGCCAUCGCCGUCUUUCUUUUACAAGCAGCGAGGGCCUUCUCUGUCCCUGUUCAAGCGACACAUGUCUCACUCUGUAGAGGAGGAGUGUAAUGCCAGGCUCUAUCAGCGCCGAGGGUCAGAACCUGGACGGCAGGUUGUGGACCGAGCCUCCACCCUCACCCGGGCGAGGCUGCCCAGCGACCCAGGACUAAAGGUGUCCGAGGCGGAUUCACAGGGAGAGACAUUGGAGGCCCGCUUCCGCCUCUCCCCCUAUGCCACCAAAGCAGUGAAGGACUACUUCUCCUCGCAUCCACAGAGUAACCCCCAGAGCAGCCAGGAGGUGGCGCUCGCGCUGAUGGAGAGUCACAGGGAAUGGCUGAAGAGAUGCAGCGAUCCCACAGCUGAGCCUGAUUUUGACCAGCUUCUGUUUGCUGAAGAAUCCUUUGUCUGAUCAGAACUGUAACUUGGAGUGAAAUUAGAAAAGAAGAAUUUAAGUAUUGCAGCUCUCAAAAUACCCAGCUUUGACAUUUCCUAGUUUCAUUAAAAUCCAGAGUUGAUAGGUUUUUAAAAAACUGAGUAAACAGUAGUUAAUCUCCUAUAUACCAUCAUAAAAGGACAGCUGGUUGGUGUUUCAUUACACCUCAAAACACAUUGGCCUUUAACUUGUAGGGUUAAAGACCUUGAAUAAUCUGAAACCAUGCAGUACAUAAUGGUAUGUGUUUAACCUCAGUCUGUAACAGAACUAGUUUCAUGCAAGACUGGGUACAUUAUUUAAAUACAACAUUUUAAACUUUGCCUAGAGCUUUUUUUCCCAUUAAAGGAAUGUGACUGAUAUUUGCUGGAUUUACACAUGCAGAAAGAAUCCAUGUGGUGAUAUGCUUAUUACAGUCCAAACAGACGGAUUGAUUCGAUAUCAAAUGCAUAAUGAAACUAAGUUGUAUCUGAUCUUGAACCAUGGGUUUUGUUUUAGGACACUCACUUGUGGUUUUUUUUUUUUUUUUAUAAAGUAUAUCAGGCCAAAGUUAAAACCUGCCAAUUUAAAAACUACCUGUUGUUGCCUUCUUUAAACAUGAACAAGUAGAAUUUCAGUCAUUAAUGACUGGUCGUUGGAUUGGACAAUCGCUAACUUGAGCUCUAAAAAACUGGAUUUUUUUGCCCUCAGAGCAUUCAAGUAUGAGCAACAUAGAAAGCAUGUUCGUACAUAAUUAUUUUUCACGUUAUUCUUAUCUUCUUUAAUCUUAAAAUAUGAUUAAAGAUUGUGUUCAGUGUUAACAUUGAUACUUCCAUUAUUAAAUAAGACAUAAACCUGAGUCUUGUUAAAAGCAGGCACUUAUUAGAGCCAAACACCACCCCACACAACUUUCACGCUAUAUGAUCAUCAUACAUGCAGCUUUCCCACAUUGGCAGUGGAUUUAAAUAUUAAAGCACAAUAGUUGCAUAUGAACAUAAUUA